Messenger RNA from Dendronephthya gigantea, 2396 nucleotides. RefSeq names its product la-related protein 7-like. Gene Ontology annotation, molecular function: mRNA binding. The transcript has 13 exons. Bases 97 to 1884 code for a protein of 595 amino acids. Gene Ontology annotation, cellular component: nucleus. The record is from RefSeq and is a predicted model, not a curated record. NCBI's taxonomy places the organism in Eukaryota, Metazoa, Cnidaria, Anthozoa, Malacalcyonacea, Nephtheidae. Gene Ontology annotation, biological process: RNA processing.
AAUAGUGAUGGCGGCGGGCUAUUUGGAAAAACGUGUUUAAAACGUUGUUUUGCGAAGUUCGUAUCUUGAAAGAGUAUUUUUAUCGUGAAUUACAGAAUGGAGGAGGAUAGUGGCGAGAGGAGGAAUGAGAGUUGCGAGAAUGAGGUAGAAAAGACGGAGAAAGUCGAGAAAAAACACAAGAAAAGACAGAAGAAACUCCUGGGUGAAUUGCAGGAACAGAUCAAAUUUUACUUCAGCGGGCCAAAUCUUCAGAAAGAUCGUUUUUUGCGGAAAAAAAUCACUGAAAGUGAAAAUGGAUGUGUAGAAAUUAAGACCAUUGCAAGCUUUAACCGAAUGAAACAAUUAUGUGAUGAUAUCACACUGAUUGUUAAAGCUAUGAAGCUUUGUCCAUCUGUUGAAGUAAUCGAUGAUAAAUGGGUGAAACCAUCACAACCACUUCCUCAGCCAAAGAAUGUUGACUCUGUCACAGUUUAUGUGGAGAGGCUCCCUUCUAACGCAGAUCAUAACUGGAUCAAAUCAUUGUUUUCAUCUUGUGGAACCGUUGUUUAUAUCAGUUUGCCUCGCUUCGCUGAGACCAGAGAAAUAAAGGGAUUUGCUUUUGUUGAAUUUGAGAAGGAAAGCGAAGCCGAGGCCGCGCUGAAGAUGUUUGCUGAGGAGAAAAACGAUGAAGGGGAAGACCAGCCGGAGGAUAAACCGCAAGACGACCAUGAUGUGAUUGAUGAACACGCGGAAAAACAAAACAAAAAGACUAAAAAACGCAAAGCUAAAGUGAGCGAGUCUGAAAGCGACGAUAUGAAAGGAAAGUGUAAAAGAUCUAAGCGCAGGAAAGAAGGAAGUUCAAGUACAAUUUCUGAUGCUAUUGAGACCAGUCAUGAUAGGUCGAGGAACGUGAAAAAUGAACAGAAGAAAGACGUUGAAGGGAGCAUUAAGAAGGAAGUUUGUGAGGAAAGUAGUGGCAAUGAAGCUAGUGGAAAGGAUAAUGAACCAAAGGGAAGUGAUGAUGUUCCAGACAGAACUGAACGUAAGGAACGGAAGCGGAGGAGAUCUGAGGCGAGUGAUGAUGAAGAAGAUACGACCAGUAAGAAGAUUAAAGAGUCCUCAGAAGCUGAAGAUGUGGGUGGUGCUUCAAGUAAGAAGAACGAUUGCGAGGCUAAUGCCCAGGGUGACGCGGGCGAAAUGGGUGGUGCUAAUAAGAAAAAGAAGAAACGCAAACGGAAGAGGAAGGAAAAGCAAAAGGUGGAAGUACCUCGACUUCGUGUCAUAUCUAAGAAGGAUUGGCUUAAGAUGAAACAGGAAUAUCUAAACCUUCAGAAAGCUGCCAUGGGAGAAGCGAAAGAAAAAUUGAGAAAAGAGUCAAAGAAGAAGACUGAACUAGCUUCUGAAACAGCCGCGAAAACUCAAGAAGACGACAGCGACAGAACUUCUGGGAGAGGUAGUGAAGGAAGAAGCGAUGAAAAGGCCAGCAAAGCCGUAAAAGACUUACCUGAAAAGCUGAAAAUGCAACAUGGCGUUGUGUUGAAGUUCUCUUGUGAAGACAAAAUUAAUAACAGCCAGUUAAGGGGAGUAUUUUCAAACAUCGCUCCUGUUUUGUACUUGGAUAAAGAUCUUGACAGCAAUACGGGCUACGUUCGUUUUGCAACCAAGGAAGCCUGUGAUAAAGUUGCAGAUUCGUUUUCAAAAACUGGUUCCUUGGAGAACAUCACAGUCAGAAAGUUGACAGAAAAUGAAGACACAGAUUAUUGGGAGCAAAUAAAUAGUGAUCGAUUUAAGCGUCUUCAACAAGGAAACAAACAAAACAGAAAUAAAAGAGGACGGCAAAAGAUCACAAAGAAAAUGGAUGAUCGAAAUGCAAAAAAGCAAGUGCAUGUUCAUUUUGAAGACUGAGGAGGUUGCCUUCAAGUUUCAAGGCAUGGACAAAUGCCUCUGCAAUGGGGGGUCCACUGUCUUCACUGGUUGUGGAAGUUGCAAGAUGAGGCAAAAUUUGAGAACCUGGAUGAAUCUGUGAUGAUCGAAAGGUGAAAAAUCAAACAUUGGAAGCAAACAUUAGGGGGUCAGUUGUCUCCUGGGGUCAGGGGCAUAAAAAUAGUGUACUCUUUAGAAAUCCCAUGUGUAGUGUGAACUGGCACAUAUAAUUACCACUUUCUGUCUGCCCAAUAUACACCUGGCUGGAAUGGUAUAUAUGUACAUAUAUUGCAGAGGGAGUUUACCUACCCAGGGAUCAUGAUAACUUGCUCAUCACUAAUCUGUCUAAUGGGAACUUUGUGUAUUUAGUGAAGCGACUAAAAGCAUUUAAAGAUAUGGGAUGAUGGGAUUAAUAGGAAUAUCAAAGAUUACUAUGUUUGAUGGGGAGAUUAAUUAUUAAUGCUACUAAUAUACUCCAUAUACUCACCUGCUAU